AUGACAAGUUUACUAAGGAAGUCAAUAAAGGUUUCUCUAGCAUCAAUUCUAGCCAUCAAGGCUGGUGAUACUUUUAGGAAAUACGAUAAUAUACCCUUAUAGCCUUUUUUCUUUAGAAACGUUAAGUGCGAGGCUCUGGGUGAGUUCAACAAAGAUGACCUUAUGGGUAAUAUAAUGAAGACGGAAUUUGAAAGAGAUCUUAAAGAUGUUGCUUAUCAUCAUAAAGCUAGGUAUGCUUUCGUUUUAAAGUCAAGGGAAGAGCAUUUAAAGGAAAUGAUGGAUGAGAAGAAUGAAUAUGACUUACUUAUCAUAGGAGGCGGUGCUAGCGGAGCAGGAGUUGCUUUAGAAGCAGCAUCAAGGGGUUUAAAGUGUGCAGUUGUUGAUAAAUAUGAUUUUGCCUCAGGCACUUCAUCUAGAUCAACAAAGAUGGCCCAUGGAGGUAUCCGGUAUUUUGAGAAGAUGAUGAAAUUAGAUGGUGAUCCAUUUGAGAACUUUGAACUCCUCAAGGAGACUCUUCAUGAAAGAAACUAUUUCUUAUAUGCAGCAUCAUUCUAAAAUAAGCCACUUUAAUUGGUAAUUCCCUCUAGUUCAUGGUUUUGGUCUGUAUUCUUUUAUUAUCCUGGUGCUUUACUUUACCAUCUAAUGUAUUUGAGAUAAUUAAUGAAAUCUAAUUACGAUACUGGCUUGCAGGGACCAAGAAUCUAUGGUAGAUAGAAAGUAAAGAAUAUUUUCUCAGAGUUGAAAGCGAUACAUGGAUAAUACGGCACAGUUAUAUAUGAAACUCAAAUGAUGGAUUCAAGAAUGAAUCUCAAUGCCCUCCUCACAGCCUCAAUUGAUAAGUAUAUCCCUGGAAUGAAAGGAGCAAAUCUUGCUAACUAUACAGAGUUUGUAGACUUUAUUAAAAAUGAAAAUGGCUAAAUUACUGGAGCAAUUUUAAAUGAUACUUUAAAAUAGAAGUAAUUUAAGGUAAAAUGCAAAGUAUUAGUGAAUUGCGCAGGAAUUUAUGCUGAUGAACUCAGAAUAAAAGAUAAUAAGGAGGCAAAAUAACGAAUAACAGGAGCCAGAGGCACUCAUUUAAUGUUCUCUCAGGGACUACUACCUGAAAAUUCAGGAAUUAUAAUUCCUAAGACUAAGGAUGGUAGAUUGAUUUUUAUCAUAAACUACCUAGGACAUGCAAUGGUAGGUACAACUGAUGAUAAAUGUGAAAUUACACAUACUCCUAAACCAAUAGAAUAGGACAUUGAGUUUAUUGUGAGCGAGUUAAAAUAGAUAUUUGGUGACAAUUUUGACUAUAAAAAGAACAUGAUCAGUGCUUGGUCUGGUAUUAGACCUUUAGUUGUUGAAACUGAGGAAGAUAAGCAACAAUAAAUUUUAAAAGAGCAGGAGCUAAAUACAGGAAUGUUUUCCUCUGUAAAAUCUAUUUUCAAGAGAUAGAUUAUCAGACUAGGCCAUUUAAUUCAUGGAGCACCUAAAGGUUCAACUGCAGCACUUUCAAGAAAUCAUGUUAUUGAGAAGAGUGCUAGUGGGAUGGUAUCAUUGAUGGGAGGAAAGUGGACUUCUUUUAGAAAAAUGGGAGAAGAAACAGUUGACUUGAUCAUAAAUAGCAAUAGACAGCGCUUAGAUGUAGCUUACGAGAAAUCAGUUACAACUAAAUUUAAGUUAGCUGGUAGUUACACGGCACUAUAAGUCUCAGAAGGCAUCAUUCAAUCAGAUCAAUAAAUUAAGGAGCAAUAUGAGGACCAUUUAGUGUUUGAAUAUGGCAUUGAUAGAAAAUUUGCACAGCAUUUGUUUCACUCUUAUGGCACAGCAGCCCUUAGAGUUGCUAGACUAGGGAAAGAAAAUUAAAUGAACGUUCGUAUUCACGAGAACUACCCAUUCCUAAAAUCUGAGAUUCUUUAUGCAAUCAGGAGUGAGAUGGCUUAGAAGCCAAAUGAUAUACUUUGCAGAAGAGUGCCUAUUGGAUUCUUGAAUGAAUAAAUAUGCAGGGAAAUUCUAACUGAAGUAGUAGAAAUUAUGGCUAAAGAAAAAAAAUGGACAAAUGAUUAAAAGAAGCAAGAGCUUGAUGAGGCAGCCAACAACCUUCAAUACAUGAUGUGA
Messenger RNA from Stylonychia lemnae, 2097 nucleotides. The record is from the annotation of a GenBank genome assembly. NCBI's taxonomy places the organism in Eukaryota, Ciliophora, Spirotrichea, Sporadotrichida, Oxytrichidae.